AUGGCAACAGAUCCAUUGAGAAUGGCCAAUGGGUCAAUGUUGUUCAUUCCUCCAAAUAGUGCCAAUGUAAUCCAGGCAGGACAACUACUCCCUGGUACUGUUACCCAGUCAGAGGGGAUGAUACAAUAUGUAGGACCACAACCUGGAAACACCAACAGCCAACCUGAGCAAAACCCUCAGCAGAGGAUACAGGACAAACUCCGCAAAGUAGAGACCAAGACUCUGGGGGCCAUCCAGAUCAUAAUUGGGCUGAUGCACAUUGGAUUUGGGGGAGUCUCAGCUGUUCUUGUUGGUCUAUACUACAUACCUUUGGCCAUUGUUGGACUUUAUCCAUUCUGGGGUGGACUAUUUUUUAUUGCUUCUGGCUCCCUUUCUGUGUCAGCUGAGAAUCCCAUGGGUGCCUCCUUGGUGAAGUGCAGUGUGGGAAUGAACAUCACAAGUGCUGUCAUGGCAUUAAUUGGCAUGAUUCUAUAUAUAGCUGAGUUGGCUAUAAAUUCACUGUAUUCUUUUCAUCUUUAUUUGUCAGGGGCUGUAGGCUUUGGUCUUGGCGUCAUGCUCUUCUUGUUCAGCUUGCUGGAGUUUUGUAUCACCGUUUGGACUGCACAUUUUGGGUGCCGGGCUACCUGCUACAAAAAUGAGAUGGCCAUGAUUGUUGUGCCCUGCACCAUCACUGCAGCAACACAUCAAGAGGAAAAGGCUACUAACACAAUGGUUUUCAUUCCCCCAACGGAUGCCAAUGUAAUCCAGGCAGGCAAAGUAACCCAUGAUACUGUUAUGCAACCCAAAAUGGCAACACUAUGCACAAGCCAGCUUCUUGGAAGCUUGAACAACCAUCCUCAACAGAACCUUCAGUUUGGCUUAUGGGAAGAACUUCGCAAAGUAGAGAGCAGAACUCUGGGGGCUGUCCAGAUCAUAAUUGGACUGAUACAUAUUGGCUUUGGCAGUGUUUCAACUGUUCUUUGGGAUCAACACAUACACUACAUCCCUUUGGUCACUUAUGGAGCUUACCCAUUCUGGGGUGGACUGUUUUUCAUUGUUUCUGGAUCCCUUUCAGUAUCAGCUGACAGACAUCGGAACACCUGCUUGGUGCAAUGCAGUGUGGGAAUGAACAUCACAAGUGCUAUCAUGGCAUUAAUUGGUGCAGUCUUUUAUACAGCAGAGCUGAUUAUAAAUUUAUAUGAUUUAGAUUACAAUUUGACAGAGUUCAUAGGUUUUGGUCUUGGUCUCCUUCUUCUCAUAUUCAGUUUGCUGGAGUUUUGCAUUACUGUUUCAACUGCUCAUUUUGGAUGCCAGGCAGCCUGCUGCAAAAAUGACAUGGUAAGCAUUUGA
Messenger RNA from Heteronotia binoei (common prickly gecko), 1329 nucleotides. Its product is annotated as membrane-spanning 4-domains subfamily A member 8-like. Lineage: Eukaryota; Metazoa; Chordata; Lepidosauria; Squamata; Gekkonidae. Bases 1 to 1329 code for a protein of 442 amino acids. Gene Ontology annotation, cellular component: plasma membrane. The record is from RefSeq and is a predicted model, not a curated record. Gene Ontology annotation, biological process: cell surface receptor signaling pathway. The transcript has 11 exons.